Molecule: messenger RNA, 954 nt
Organism: Conger conger (European conger)
Lineage: Eukaryota; Metazoa; Chordata; Actinopteri; Anguilliformes; Congridae
Gene: u2af1
Product: U2 small nuclear RNA auxiliary factor 1
Exons: 8
Coding region: 75-782 (235 amino acids)
Biological process (GO): mRNA splicing, via spliceosome
Cellular component (GO): spliceosomal complex; U2AF complex
Molecular function (GO): metal ion binding; pre-mRNA 3'-splice site binding
Source: RefSeq, a predicted model, not a curated record
CAGAACGCCAAAAUGUGUAUAACUUGUGAGUGACGUAGUGCGCUGGUUUGUCGACGUAGCUGACGGAGUUCAAGAUGGCGGAGUAUUUGGCGUCCAUUUUCGGUACAGAGAAAGAUAAAGUCAAUUGUUCUUUCUACUUUAAAAUCGGAGCCUGUCGUCAUGGAGACCGAUGUUCCAGAUUGCACAAUAAGCCGACUUUCAGCCAGACCAUCUUGAUUCAAAACAUCUACCGUAAUCCCCAAAACAGUGCACAGACGGCCGACGGCUCUCACUGUGCGGUCAGUGAUGUGGAGAUGCAGGAGCACUACGAUGAGUUCUUUGAGGAGGUCUUCACUGAGAUGGAGGAGAAGUACGGGGAGGUGGAGGAGAUGAACGUAUGCGAUAACCUGGGGGAUCACCUGGUUGGGAAUGUGUAUGUGAAGUUUCGCCGUGAGGAGGACGCAGAGAAAGCGGUCAUGGACCUGAAUAACCGGUGGUUCAAUGGUCAGCCCAUCCAUGCAGAGCUCUCUCCGGUUACUGACUUCAGGGAGGCCUGCUGCCGCCAAUACGAGAUGGGGGAGUGCACUCGAGGAGGAUUCUGCAACUUCAUGCAUCUGAAGCCCAUCUCUCGUGAGCUACGCAGGGAGUUGUAUGGUCGUCGCCGCAAUAAAAGGCAUCGCUCUCGCUCACGGUCUCGCGAACAACCGCAACAACGACGUUCCCGCUCCCGGGACCGGGGCAGAGGCGGUCGGGAUCGGGAGAGGCGGAGGUCAAGGGACCGCGAGCGUUCUGGAAGAUUCUGAGUGGAUACCCGACUUCUCCUGCCUCCUCCUCCAGCUUAGAAUCGUAUCCCAAUGACCAAAAUGUGACCGAACCGUUUCCCUUUUUUUCUUAUCCCCUCCCCCCCCCCCUCUUUUUUUUUUUAAGAACUUAAAAAGCUUGCUUUCUCAAUAAAAAUAACUUUCUAGUAAAUGA